Podarcis lilfordi (Lilford's wall lizard) is the source of this 381-nucleotide messenger RNA. The record is from the annotation of a GenBank genome assembly. Lineage: Eukaryota; Metazoa; Chordata; Lepidosauria; Squamata; Lacertidae.
AUGACCGGGUUGAACCGGUUCAGACCGGUUGGAACCGGUUCAGACCUGGGGACUGGUCUGAGCCAGUUGGAACCAGUUCAGACCGGUUUGAACUGGUCCGAGUCAGUUGGAACCAGUUCAGACUGGUUGGAACUGGUCCUUGCCGGUUUGAACCACUUCAGACCGGUUGGAACAGGUUCAGACAUUUUGGAACUGGUCCGAGCCAGUUGGAACCGGUUCAAACUGGUUGGAACUGGCCCGAGCCGGUUUCAACCGGUUCAGACCGGUUGGAACUGGCCCGAGCCGGUUGGAAAGCAGUUAAGACCGGUUGGAACCGGUUCAGACCGGUUUCAACCAGUUCAGACCGGUUGGAACUGGCCCAAGCCGGUUGGAAGCAGUUAA